AUGAUAUUCAACGAGGCAAAGGACGAUGCCAUGUGUUCCAUUCUCAGUGAACUUGGCUCCUCAUACGACCUCCAAACAAGCAAUAAUGGAAUUUGUAUGCAACAUUUAAGUAUGGGAAGAACGCACAAUGGCUGUGUGGAGCUUCAUACUCCCCCUCUCGAUACGCCCGGAUAUUCUAAUUAUCCUAAUUUCACGCAAAUUGGGUUUCAAGGCGCACAGGCAUCGAUAAGUGGCACGUUUGAGAUAGAAAGUACUCCUUUCAAUCCACACAUGAGCUCUCAUUCCGACAUUGCAAGCUCAAUGACUUCGAUCCCAUCUAUCUUGUCCCAAGAGAGCCUGACACAAGUAAAGAAUAAUAAUGAACAAGUCCAGGUUCGAGAUCCGUCUCGCAAGAGAAGUUUGACUGGGAAUCAAUAUGAAAAUAUACCUAAAAUUCGCAGGCAAGAGCAUCAUGUGGGAAGUGUGGGACUGGUUGAGAGAGAUGAACUCGGAGUAUUUAUAAAAGAAGAUAAAUUACACCCUAUACCAGAGUGGAGUGAGCUUAAGACUAAAGCAGGCAAAGAACGUAAGAGGCUUCCUCUGGCCUGCGUGACUUGUCGUCGAAGAAAAAUCCGAUGUUCCGGGGAGGAGCCGAGCUGUAAGCAAUGCCUUCGCUCAAAAAUACCGUGCAUUUACAAGGUUGCAACACGAAAGGUUGCUCCUCGAGCAGAACUUGUAGCUACGGCUGAAAAGCGUCCAAAACUUUCGAAAGAAGAAAUCAUCGACACAUUCCCCGGGGAAGUUCCAGAUGUUAAUGUCAAUUCACUAUUUAGACAAUAUAGAGCUUCGCCUCCAUGUAGUUUUAAUUUCAAAAAAUGUUUUUAUGACGAUGAAAACCAACAGGAGCUUGAGAUCUGGUCACGUUCUCCAUUUUUAGGGCAUGCUAAAAUCGAGGAAGAAUCGAGCCAAAUUUUAGUCGCUUUAGAAACGGAGGAAAUUUGGCUCAUGUCAGAGGGAGCAGAUAAAUUACCUAGUAAAGACAUUCAGGAACACUUAGCAGAAAUUUUCUUUGAAAAUAUUGAGGGCCAUGUGUAUAACUUACUUCACAAACCAACCUUCAUGAGUGACUUGAGACGUAAUGCCAUUGCACCAGUGUUGGUUCUAGCUGUCUGUGCUGUAUCCGCCCGCUUCUCAACGCAUCCACAAAUAAAUACCACCCCGAAUUUUCUUAGAGGUGAAGAGUGGGCAGCCACAUCCCGAUCAAUCGUGAUGCGCCGAUAUGAAUGGCCCAAUAUAACUAUCUUGAUUUGCCUCCUGAUCUUAAGUCUACAUGAAUUCGGAACUUGUCAAGGUGGAAGAAGCUGGUCAUUAAGCGGUAUGGCGAUUCGUAUGGCAUAUGCUUUACAGCUACAUCGAGGUAUUAAUCAUGAUCAAAAAAACUUAGAAGAUAUCAGUGAACCGGACUUUAUUGGUCCAGAGACUAGAAAGCGAAUUAUGUGGGCAUGUUUUCUUAUGGAUAGAUUCAACUCAUCUAGCAAAGACAAACCAGCAUUUAUCAGAGAAGACACCAUCAGUCUAGAUUUGCCUGUUAAGGAACAUAAUUUUCUGCUCAACAUACCCGGCAUAACUGAAGGUUUAUAUGAACAAAGAUUAAGCCCAAUACCUUCCAAAAAUUGCGGGCCGAUAGAUGCACGGUCUAACAUGGGAAUAUCUGCUUAUUUAAUUCGUGCUGCAGCCCUGUGGGGUCGCAUGAAUCAAUGCGUGAACCUUGCCAACGAUCCUCAGAGUAACAAUUCUUCAUCUGUUUCAGGUUAUUAUAAUAGGCUAGCUGAGCAGGUUGAUGAGUUUGCUUCUACGCUUCCCGAUAGACUCAAAUUUACACCAGAGAACUUUCGGGUUUUUGAGUCAAAACAUCUUGCAAAGCGAUUUUUAUCCCUUCACAUCUUUGCACAACAGAACAUAUUGUUCAUAAAUAGACUCAUUCUCUCUGAACAGAGAAGAUCCCACCAAACUACCGUUUCAGCAACUGUUGUCGACCCCACAAGCUGUAAAAUGUUUCGGGCCGCUGAUAAGAUAUCCGAACUUUUGAGAACUGAUGAAUCACACUUCCUCACCGCUCCAUUCAUUGGAUAUUGUGCUUUUCUUGCAGGUACUAUUCAUAUAGAUGGGAUUAUUUCAAGAGACUCCUCCAGAAAAAUCUCGUCCAGGUUAAAUUUGUCCACAAGCGUAAAGCAUUUGGUUAAAAUAAAAAACUACUGGGGUGUUUUUGAUUGGAUGAAUGAAACACUCAAAAAAAAGUAUAGAGAUUGCGUAGACACUUAUGGAUCAAGUUACGGUCCAGAUCAAAAUUCAAUCGAUUUUAUUUACUAUGGCGACUGGUUUGAUCAGUAUCCCCACGGUAUCAUCAAUCCAGAAAAUGUAGAUCUGUCGAAUAUUAAAGCAACAUCUCAAUGCGGGAAGAGUUUUAAAAAAGGAUUGGACCUGGUUGAUCAGAAACAAGCUUCUGAUGGCCACAAGUCUGAUAUAAAUAUAGCUACCCUGGAAUCGAACAAGAAGAUCAAAAAGUCGCCUCCUGCACCUCUUGUCACAAACCUAAUUCCCGAAUUAUGCAUGCAAAUAAACCAAGAUAUAAAUAUUGUAUCUCCUACAUGUAACCAAAUAAGCCCUGUAACGCCCAUUAACAUAUAUCAUCAAGCACCGCCUUACAACCAAAGUUAUUUGUGCCCUCCAGAUCAACGAGUAUUAGUUCCUCAGCAAGAUGGCCAAUUUUAUAGCAACUUCGGAGGCAUAGAUGAAAGUCUUUGCUCGCAAAACUUGAUGGAACAUCCCACUUGGAGUAUGCAAAUGAACGGCCACGGAAUUGUCAGUUACUCUGUCUCCUCCACAGGUCACUGGGACUCAUAUACUGGAUCACCUGUGAACUUUGAACAACAAAACCUUAGCCCCACCUAUGGUAUACUGCCAAAUAUCAGUUAA
Blumeria graminis f. sp. triticale is the source of this 2955-nucleotide messenger RNA. The record is from the annotation of a GenBank genome assembly. Lineage: Eukaryota; Fungi; Ascomycota; Leotiomycetes; Helotiales; Erysiphaceae.